CCCUUCUUACCCUCUCUCUCUCUCCUCAGGUCCAGCAGUUAAUGCAGUGUAUUUAUGGUAGAAGUGCUGUGAGUGUUGAUUGGAGGAGACUAGUUCUCUGUCUCUCACAGCCUUACCCUCUCCCCUCCUCUCAAGACCUCCUCACUGCUCUCUCCUCAAUGAGAGCUACUUUGGAUGGAAGAAAUAAUAAAAUGAUUACCAGGGAAGAGUAUAUGAGUGUCCCCAUAUGGUUGGAUGAAAGAGCUGAUGAGGACAGAAAUGCAAGACUUAAACCGUUCUUUUUUGAGCUUUUCAAGGACAAUUUGUGUGAUACAUUGGACUACAUGAAUAUGUUGAUGGUUCUCUGUUCCUCACCUGAUGGUCAGGAAGGAUUCUUUAAAGCGCUUUCAAUAAUUAAAGGAGAGCCAAUCACUUCUUCAAGUGAUACAGAUAUUGCUCUAUCAGAGCUACAGAAGGUCAUUAAUUUUGGUGCUACCGAGUCAGCUCCUUUUCAUGAAUCACUACAAGAGAUAUAUGAUAGAGUAGGAGGAGGAGGAGGAGAGAAAGGAGGAGGAGGAGGAGAGAAAGGAGGAGGAGACAGUAUUAGUACAUUACCCCUCUCAUCAUUGAUACAGGAUACCAGUCUCUUGAGGCUAAUAAAUGCUUGCAAUCAAUAUCACUUACCAGAUGUGGUGUCUGUGGUUAUACCAUGCCCACCCUCAAUGGAACCACGUCUACCAACAUCAGAAUAAGGACAAGACUACAUUUAUUAAAUAACAUUACUGAACAGUAGAGAGUAAAUAAUUAUUAUGUAUAUUCCAUUUUAGUAACAAUGAGAUUGUACCGUAUAGCAGUUUUCAAAAAGCCUAUUUC
Amphimedon queenslandica is the source of this 852-nucleotide messenger RNA. Its product is annotated as sperm flagellar protein 2-like. Lineage: Eukaryota; Metazoa; Porifera; Demospongiae; Haplosclerida; Niphatidae. The coding region runs from base 42 to 731 and encodes 229 amino acids. The record is from RefSeq and is a predicted model, not a curated record. The transcript is spliced from 6 exons.